This is a messenger RNA of Miniopterus natalensis, 6230 nucleotides long. NCBI's taxonomy places the organism in Eukaryota, Metazoa, Chordata, Mammalia, Chiroptera, Miniopteridae. The record is from RefSeq and is a predicted model, not a curated record.
GCGAGCGCGGCUGCGGCGUCCCGCGGCCUCCCCGCGAGUCGGGCGGGAGGGGAGAGCGGGCGUGGAUUGGUGUGGACGAACUAAGAUUCCAGAUGGCAAAUUCUAUGAAUGGCAGAAACCCUGGUGGUCGAGGAGGAAACCCCCGAAAAGGAAGAAUUUUAGGCAUUAUUGAUGCUAUUCAAGAUGCAGUGGGACCCCCUAAGCAAGCAGCAGCGGAUCGCAGAACUGUGGAGAAAACUUGGAAACUCAUGGACAAAGUGGUCAGACUGUGCCAAAAUCCCAAGCUUCAGUUGAAAAACAGCCCACCAUAUAUACUUGACAUUUUACCUGAUACCUAUCAGCAUUUGCGACUUAUAUUGAGUAAAUAUGAUGACAACCAGAAACUUGCCCAGCUCAGUGAGAAUGAGUAUUUUAAAAUCUACAUUGAUAGUCUAAUGAAAAAGUCAAAGCGGGCCAUACGACUCUUCAAAGAGGGCAAGGAGAGGAUGUAUGAGGAGCAGUCGCAGGACAGGCGAAAUCUGACAAAACUGUCCCUUAUCUUCAGUCACAUGCUGGCAGAAAUUAAAGCAAUCUUUCCCAAUGGGCAAUUCCAGGGAGAUAAUUUUCGUAUCACGAAAGCGGAUGCUGCUGAAUUCUGGAGAAAGUUUUUUGGAGACAAAACUAUUGUGCCAUGGAAAGUAUUCAGACAGUGCCUUCAUGAGGUCCAUCAAAUUAGCUCUGGCCUGGAAGCAAUGGCUCUAAAAUCAACAAUUGAUUUAACAUGUAAUGAUUAUAUUUCGGUUUUUGAAUUUGAUAUUUUUACCAGGCUAUUUCAGCCUUGGGGCUCUAUUCUGCGGAAUUGGAAUUUCUUGGCUGUAACACAUCCUGGUUACAUGGCGUUUCUCACCUAUGAUGAAGUGAAGGCACGCCUGCAGAAGUACAGCACCAAACCUGGAAGCUACAUUUUCCGGUUAAGCUGCACUAGAUUGGGACAGUGGGCCAUCGGCUAUGUGACAGGGGAUGGCAAUAUCUUACAGACCAUACCUCAUAACAAGCCCUUAUUUCAAGCCCUGAUUGAUGGCAGCAGGGAAGGAUUCUACCUUUAUCCCGAUGGAAGGAGUUAUAAUCCUGAUUUAACUGGAUUAUGUGAACCUACACCCCAUGAUCAUAUAAAAGUUACACAGGAACAAUAUGAAUUAUAUUGUGAAAUGGGCUCCACUUUCCAGCUCUGUAAAAUCUGUGCUGAGAAUGAUAAAGAUGUCAAGAUUGAGCCUUGUGGGCAUUUGAUGUGCACCUCUUGCCUUACAGCGUGGCAGGAGUCAGAUGGCCAGGGCUGCCCCUUCUGUCGCUGUGAAAUAAAAGGAACAGAGCCCAUAAUUGUGGACCCCUUUGAUCCAAGAGAUGAAGGCUCCAGGUGCUGCAGCAUCAUCGACCCCUUCGGAAUGCCGAUGCUGGACUUGGACGACGACGACGACCGAGAGGAGUCCCUGAUGAUGACUCGGCUGGCCAAUGUUCGGAAGUGCACUGAGAGACAGAAUUCACCAGUCACCUCCCCAGGGUCGUCGCCCAUUGCACAGCGAAGAAAGCCACAGCAGGACCCUCUGCAGAUCCCACACCUCAGCCUGCCGCCGGUGCCUCCCCGCCUGGACCUGAUUCACAAAGGCAUGGUUCGGUCUCCGUGCGGCAGCCCAACCGGUUCACCAAAGGCCUCCCCCUGCCUGGCGAGGAAGACAGAACACCUAUGCAACCAGGUAGUGGCAGCUAAAAUAAUUUUCAGUUUAAUGAAAUGGGUACAGUGGGAACAUGGAAUUCAGAAUGAAAUGAUGUUAAAUGUUUUCAUUCCACCAUCACCAGGCCCUCCAGAAGUUAAGUUCUGCACUAACCGUUCGCUUUCCUUUCAGGUCUUUUCCAACGGCCACCUGGGAAGUGAAGAGUAUGAUGUCCCCCCUCGGCUCUCCCCCCCUCCGCCAGCUGCCGCCCUCCUCCCUAGCAUCAAGUGUACUGGUCCAUUAGCAAAUUCUCUUUCAGAGAAAACAAGAGAGCCGGCAGAGGAAGAUGACGAUGAAUAUAAGAUUCCUUCAUCCCAUCCUGUUUCCCCGAGUUCACAACCAUCUCCUUGUCAUAAUGUAAAACCUCUUAGGUCUUAUGAUAACGGUCAUUGUAUAUUGAAUGGAACACAUGGUACAACUUCAGAGAUGAAGAAAUUACACAUCCCUGAGUUAGGCUUAUAUGUAAAGGGAGAUGUUUUUGAUUCAGCCUCUGAUCCAGUGCCAUUGCCACCUGCCAGGCCUCCAACCCGGGACAAUCCAAAGCAUGGCUCUUCACUCAACAGGACGCCCUCUGAUUAUGAUCUUCUCAUCCCUCCAUUAGGUGAAGGUGCUUUUGAUGCCCUCCCCCCAUCCCUCCCACCUCCCCCACCUCCUGCAAGACAUAGUCUCAUCGAACAUUCAAAACCUCCUGGCUCCGGUAGCCGGCCAUCCUCAGGACAAGACCUUUUCCUUCUUCCUUCAGAUCCCUUUUUUGACCCUGCAAGCGGCCAAGUUCCUCUGCCUCCUGCAAGGAGGUUGCCAGGUGAGACCGUCAAAGCCAACAGAACCUCACAGGAUUACGAUCAGCUUCCUCCGUCUUCAGAUGGUUCACAAGCACCAGCCAGACCUCCUAAACCGCGGCCCCGCAGGACUGCCCCAGAAAUUCACCACAGAAAGCCCCACGGGCCCGAGGCAGCGGAAAACGUCGAUGGGAAAAUCGCGAAACUCAUGGGAGAGGGUUAUGCGUUUGAAGAGGUGAAGAGAGCCUUAGAGAUCGCCCAGAAUAACGUCGAAGUGGCCCGGAGCAUCCUCCGAGAAUUUGCCUUCCCCCCUCCAGUGUCCCCGCGUCUAAAUCUAUAGCGGCCAGGACUGCCACCCACGUGAGGAGCAGCUGGCGCAUAUUCCAGGAGGACGGGAGACGAGCGUGGAACUGAAGGGAGAGGCUGCCCCCGACGUGGCGCCCGGAGGGCUCGGGGCCGCGUCUCAGAGGACGGCUGCUUGCCCAGGGUGGCAGCGGCUGUGCCUUCCUUAUUUUUGCUAGCCAUACUUUUAAAUCAGGGUUGAACUGACAAAAGUAAUUUAAAGACGUUUACUUCCCUUGAACUUUGAAUCUGUGAAAUGCUUUUCCUUGUUUACAAGUUGGCGAAGUUGCAGUUCGUUUUUAGGUUUUUUGUUUGGUUGGUUUUUUUAUACUUGUACUGUGUUCUUGACGGACCCUUUGUAGAGCGGUCAGGUCUGCUGUAACAUUUUCCACCGACUCCGUUGCUGUCCACACCAAACAGCUAAGUCACAUACUCAUUUCGAUCUCUCCCCUCACAGCCCCACCAAUUGCAUCUCUCCCAUUUACAAGCUGUUUUAAAAGGUUCUGAUUUUCAAUGUAUCAAACUAAUGCAAAAAAAAAAAAAAAGUGUGGCCUUCACUACUGAGUCUUUUUUUGGAAACCAUCGUUGAGGAGAGAUGGGGAAAAUCUGAAUGUAUAAAGCAUUUUUUUUUUGUCAGUGAACUGCAUUUGAUAAGGUGUUUUCAUAUAACAUAGAAGAGCUUCCCUUUUUAGUGUAAGUUUUGGGAUCUUUAAUCUCCUGUAUUCUCACCUUUGUCAUCCCAGGGGUGUCAUGACUGUAAAAGCCUAAAAUAUUAGAAAGCAACUACUGCAGAUGUGGGGAAAAUACACUUGCACGUGACAGUGCCGUACUGAAGUUAUAUAACAAGGCCCCCUGAUACGUAUGCCUGCAUUUCCGUGAGGCAUGCUGAAUAAGGGGCUGUCUCCCUGAAAUACAUUAACAAUUUUCAGAUAGAAUUACUGCCAUACCUCUCCCAAGUGGAGUUCAUUUCCUGUUUGAGUGAUUACACUCUGGUACAUAACAGGUUUAGGAGCCAGUUCAUUUUGCAGUGGAAACAUUAAAUCUUUGAUGCACUGCUAAGUGCUAAUGCUACUGUGGCAAUGUUUGUGUUUUCUGGGUUUGUUGUGUUUUUUUGCAUAAUUUUCUCUUUGGAAUCAAAUUACAGUUCAUAUUAAAUUUGUAGAUUCAUUCAUUGCUUCACAUAGCUCCAUCCAGUCAGGUGAAAGAAAUUUGCCUAGUUUUACCUUUUUUGCAAAAUGGAGGUUGGUUCUUCAGAAACCGUGUUGAUACCUUUAAUAACUCUACAAAUAUUUAUUGUGCAUCUGUGAUGUGCUCGGCACUGUUUUUAAAGCACAAACUGUUGCAAGCCGGUUUCGGUAAUAAUGUCUAGUUCUUUGUGCUUUUGAUGGUGAAAGUCUCUCUGAUGGACAAGGUCUGGAAGGCUUCCAGCAAAGCGUCAGAUUUUCAGGCAGUCUGUUUGACUCUUUCCUAACGAGUAGUGGAGAAAUGAGACGAAACCAGGGCUGUGUAAAGCCCACAGAAGGUGUUCUAAAUACAGACUGACUGCAGGACUGGGCCUGCUUCUCCCACUCAGUUGACACACACGCAGUGCGAUGUAAAAAGAUGCUUCUGGUGCUGAGCCGCUCCUGAGGGUGAGGAAGGACACGGCCAGCAGCUGGCAGGUCCCACGGGGAGGCAGGCUGCUGGGGACCUGGAGCGGCCAGGCUCGCUGCGAGGGGAACGGCCCGUACUCCACAGUUUCGCGUCGUGCUGUGAGGUGUUGGAGGAGUCACGGGCCUUGGAGAGUUUGUGCUUGUGUUUUAAUAUCUUCAGGUGAUUCUGAGCCGAUGAAUGUCCCUGGAAGGGGAUUUUGAAUUUGCCUUAGAUGUUCUUCCUGUGUUAGGUAUAUGACUGCAGUUUUCUUACACCUUUAAAAAUUAUACUGGCUAAUUCUGCAUUGCUUUAUGAACUCCAUGUUAUGUCACCAUGGCUUUGCAGUUGUUUUAUCAGGUUUCGGAUGUCACAUUGGAAUAGCACUGUAAUAUUUUGGCUUUUUUAUGACUUGCUGAUCAUAGGUACAGUCUAAAAUCUAAGUCACCACUUCGCUGUGAUAAUAUUGUUAUGAUUAGGGAAAGAUGCAAAAUGCAAACGUCAGAAAACUACAUUCUCAAUUUCUUAAUAAUGUGCAAAAAUUUCUAGUGAGAACUAGAAAAGAGACUUAUGGCGAUAUAGUAAAUUAGACCAGAAAACUUUUUUUAAAUCUAUUUUGCAAAGAAAACUUACUAGCCUCCACCAAAAUCUCCACAUCUUGGAUUCAAUAGCAACCACUGGUUUUAUCAUUUAAAAAAAUGGACCACAAACCUGUACGGAAUGGAAUGGAAGGAGGAAACUUUUUACCAAACACUGUCAUGAAAAGCCCACUGCGACCUAUGAGUUAUCACACUCCAAGAAAAAUUUUUGAGGAAAUAAUUAAACCCAAAUAUUUUUAGUUAUAAAAAUGACUGUCCAUUAAUGGUUGGUAAUGAUCCUGACUUGGUUUCACUGUGAUACAAGAAGUUUAGACAUUCCUCCCAUUUCUCAAGACUUGGUAGUAUAAUUUUUCAGCCAGUAUGCUAUAUUAUCCCUAAAAAUUCAAGUAAAUCAUGGACAGCAUUAACCUGCUCUCCCCCAACCCCCAACAUGUCCUAGGGUACAAGUAUCUAUCCUCAAUGAUAGUGAAGUAAAUUAAUUUCCAUCAACUUUUCCCCCCUCGAUGUCUGUAAUAUCCUGGCCAAAUGUUCUGGAAUUGGAUCAGAGCAGUGCUUAUGGUUCACCUGAACUUCCUUCCAAAUGAUGACCUUGCCCACACUGCAAAUAGUCUUAGUAAUAAACCCCAAAUUGCAACUUCAAAGGGCCCAUUUGUUAACAUUUCACACACAAGAACACUUGCAAAGAUUUCUUCAUAAUGUGAAUUUUUUUUCUUUUUUUUGUUUCAGAAAUAUUUCCUACAGUUUGGACAUUAUGUUUCCUCUCGGAUUUUCAACUUAAAGCUUUAAUUUGCACUGAAUUAUCCAACCUGGUUAAAAUUUUAAUUAUUUCUCUUAAGCUAACAGAUUUGGAAGCAAAUUACCGUAUGUUUUCAACAAUACAGGUACUGCCUGUUAACCUGGAAUUUUAGGGCUUCUAGGAAAAGUUUCCAGAAAAAGCAAUAGAGUGAAGGGUUUUCUUCCCAGUUACUAUUUUAUUUUUUAAAUGCCUUUUUAAAAUUUGUCUAAUGUGGCAAAAUAGCUGUGUGUUCAAUUAAUUUAUACUGUAUUCACCCUUUUCCAAUUCCGGUUACUAUGUAAACUCAAGUACUUUACCUGUUCUUUUAAGGUAUUUUAUAAAGUGAAUGUUAACUAAA